UAAUAUUAUGGUUUAAAAUGCAACCUUUUUAACACGACGCGCACCAACAUAACUUAACUUUACGUCUUAACUCAGUUAACUUAACUUACUCCAAAGGAACACCGAAGUAAAUACAUAAUCACCGAAAUUUAACACACCGCCGUAAAUUCAUAACUAAAUAGUACAAAUUUUUUGUUGGUGUUAUAAUCAAGCUUAAUUAUGUAUUAUUAUUAGAAAAUUCUGGACAUGUGUUUCCUUUAUUAAUAUUGUUAAAAUGUAUUAAUUGCUGACCCAUGCAAUACUGUGUGAAUAUGAGCAAAUUUGUUCUUAUAAAUAUGUACAAAGUUAAAUUUGCAUGGGCAUAUUAUUAAUUUUUUGUAAAUAUAUACACACACACACAUACAUAUAUAUAUUUAAAUCUACAAACUGAACUAUUACCGAAUCAAUAUGGGUCUAAAGCCAGGAAAGAAAUGGGAUGUUUCAAAGUGCUCAGAAACGUUUAAGACCGAUGACACGUUGACUAGACAUAUGGCAAAGCACAAUCCUGGUGCGAAGGUGAAAUGCGAGGUGAGGGUACUAAUUUGCAAAAUACAGUUUGCGGGGAAAUUUCCAAAAGUAGACGGGCUUUGUCUCACCACGUGUGGUAUUUUCACACCAACCGGAAGCGACCAAGUUGUGACACCUGUCACCGAGUAUUUGGCACCCUUGCAGAUUUACGUCGGCAUAUUAAAGCCGUCCACAGCACGGCGGAACGACCCCGUUUCCCAUGCACGUUUCUCGAAUGUGAGAAAAUCUACCAAACAAGGAGUGGUCUUCAGCAGCACUUCAAAACGGAACAUGCUGAGAAUCCGGUCCGAUUUCCGUGCACACUUUGCCGAAAGGAGUUCAAAACAAGGGACCAACUCCAGGGACACAUUUUCACCCACACGACGGAAAAGAUGUACACUUGUGCCACUUGUGGAAAGAGUCUCGCUUACAGGACAAACAUUGAAAGCCACGAGAAGACGCAUUUGGAAAAAUCUGUCCGAGAAGUGUCAAAGUGUCACAUCUGCCCUCAGACCUUCUUAAGUAGAGGUGCUCUACAACGCCACAUCCGAGCUGUGCAUGAAAACCAGAGGAAUUAUCCGUGCGAACUUUGUGACAAGAGAUUCUCCAACGCAUCCACAUUGAGGGUUCACGUGGAGGCAAGGCACCCCACGAAUAAGGAGCUGAUCCAUUCCUGCGACAAGUGCGAGUACAAGAGUCACUCGAAAGCCAAUUUUACCGCUCACAGAAAACGUCACAAUGCAGCGAAGCAUGAAUGUUACUUUUGUCAAAAGAAAUUUUUCAAUUUUUGCGAAUUGGUCAGACAUUGUGGUACAGUUCACACGCUGGAAAAGUAAAAAUACUUACGUAUGUAAUUGACUUAUCAAUAAUUUGCAAAUUUUUUUUUUACUAAAUUUACGACAUUUGGGAAAAAAUUUUGGUGGGAAACUAUGGGAUUAUCGUUACAGAGAUUGUGGACACGUCGUUGUGGGUGCACAUCCACUUAUGUACAUAAACGCGUUGAGCUUGUGUAAAAUUGAAAGCUAAUUAUCAUAGGGUUGAACGGCUUAAAUUAAUAAACCAGUUU
Folsomia candida is the source of this 1591-nucleotide messenger RNA. Its product is annotated as oocyte zinc finger protein XlCOF15. Gene Ontology annotation, cellular component: nucleus. The record is from RefSeq and is a predicted model, not a curated record. Gene Ontology annotation, biological process: regulation of transcription by RNA polymerase II. NCBI's taxonomy places the organism in Eukaryota, Metazoa, Arthropoda, Collembola, Entomobryomorpha, Isotomidae. The transcript has 3 exons. The coding region runs from base 540 to 1361 and encodes 273 amino acids. Gene Ontology annotation, molecular function: RNA polymerase II transcription regulatory region sequence-specific DNA binding; DNA-binding transcription factor activity, RNA polymerase II-specific.